GGCAUUGAGGAAGGAGGCAGGGAGUAUCAAUGACAUCAAGCAGCAGUGUCUGAGGCCGACUUAUUAGCGAUGGUCUCCCGACCGAAGGGCUGAGGAGCCGCCGUGACCCGCCGCAGGACGCAGGACCAGGACCGGGACCAGGACCGGGACCAGGACCGGGACCAGGACCGGGACUGUUGGGCAUGCAGCCUCCACGGAGACAGAGCCUGCUGUGAGUGGAGCUGCUGCCGCUGGAUUACCUCCAUCCAUCCAUCCAUCCCAGCUGCAGAGACACACACAUGGAGGACGGAGCGCUUCCUACCAAGUGUGCCUACUUCUUCUGCUGAGCGAAGCCCUGCGCACAUCUAGUCCAUCUCCAGCCUACCCAGCGGUGGUGCCAUGCCUCUGUCCAGACGAGGUCGAGUCCUGGCCCAGUCCAGGCAGCCUAUCCUUGGGUUCUGCCUUUGCCCGUCUCCCCUGUGUUUGCUGCUGCCUUUGAUUAUCUUACUUACCAGACCUUGGAGCAGCGUUUGUGCAGCACUAGCCUCCCCGAAGUUCACCAAGAUUCCCACAGACCAGAUCGGAGUGUCAGGGGGCGUGGCAUCAUUUGUGUGCCAGGCCUCUGGCAAUCCCAAGCCCGUCGUCUACUGGAACAAGAAGGGCAAGAAGGUCAACUCCCAGCGCAUCGAGACGAUAGAGUUUGACGAGGGUGCAGGCGCCGUGCUGCGGAUCCAGCCGCUCAGAGCACCUCGGGAUGAGAACAUCUACGAGUGUGUGGCACGCAACAGUGAAGGAGAGGUGUCUGUCACUGCAAAGCUGGCCAUUAUCAGGGACAAAACUACUUUUCCACAUCACGUCAGUUUAUCAGAAGACGAGCUGCCGUUCGGCUUCCCCAGCAUAGACAUGGGUCCGCAGCUGAAGGUGGUGGAGCGGACGAAGACGGCCACCAUGCUAUGCGCUGCCAGCGGCAUCCCCGACCCGGACAUCUCCUGGUUCAAGGACUUCCUGCCCGUGGACCCCAGCGUCAGCCAGGGGCGCAUCAAACAGCUUCGAUCAGGAGCACUCCAGAUAGAGAACAGCGAGGAAACAGACCAAGGGAAGUACGAGUGCGUGGCCACCAACUCUCAAGGCGUGCGCUACUCCUCUCCUGCAAACCUUUAUGUGCGAGGAGCGACAGACACAUUGCGCCGCGUGCCCCCGCGCUUCUCUAUCCUCCCCUCCAACCAUGAGAUCAUGCCCGGAGGAAGCGUCAACAUCACCUGCGUGGCCGUGGGUUCACCCAUGCCUUACGUCAAGUGGAUGCUGGGCACCGAGGACCUGACCCCCGAGGACGAGAUGCCUAUUGGACGGAACGUGCUUGAGCUCAAUGGUGUCCGGGAGUCUGCAAACUACACAUGUGUGGCCAUGAGUAGCCUGGGUAUCAUUGAGGCCACAGCUCAGGUCUUAGUCAAGACUUUACCAAAGCCUCCUGGUACACCCAUCGUCACGGAAACCACAGCCACAAGCGUUACCAUCACCUGGGACUCUGGCAACCCUGACCCCGUCUCUUACUACAUCAUUCAGUACCGAGCCAAAGGGCCGGACAGCAAGUACGAGACGGUGGACAGCAUCACCACCACCCGCUACAGCAUCGGUGGGCUGUACCCCAACACCGAGUACGAAAUCAGAGUGUCAGCCUUCAACAGCAUCGGCCAGGGACCCCCGUCCGCCCGCGUGGAGGCUCGCACGGGGGAGCAGGCCCCCGCCAGCCCUCCACGGAACGUCCAGGCACACGUCAUUUCAGAAAACACCGUGAUGGUACGUUGGGAGGAACCAGAGGAGCCCAAUGGACAGGUGAAAGGCUAUCGAGUUUACUACACCAUGGACCCGUCCCGGUCUAUAAAUGAGUGGCAGAUCCAUAAUGUCCAAGACAGCGUGAUCACUACCAUCCAGAACCUUGUGACCUCAGAGACCUACACCAUCCAGGUCCUGGCCUUCACCUCUGUCGGGGACGGACCCUUCUCAGACCCCGUCCAUGUCAAAGUCCUGCGUGGAGUACCGGGCCAGCCAGGCAAAUUUAAAGUUGGUCGUGUGACGGACACCAGCAUCGAGAUGACCUGGGAACCCGCGUACACCAAGGAGAAAAUAGUCAACUACGAGCUGCUCUACAAGCCCGUCAAGUUUGGCAGUUUGGAGAAGCUGACCUUUGGGCCGAGGAACUCCUACACUGUGGAGGGUCUGAAGGCUAACACGGAGUACUCCUUCUCCCUGGCCGCCAUCUCAAACAAAGGCAUUGGAGCCUUCACUAAUGAGCUGGUGCAGAGGACGUCACAAGCCAAGCCCUCGACUGCCCCAGAGGGCGUGUCCUGCGAGAGGGUCAGCUCCACCUCGCUCAGAGUAAGUUGGAGGCUACCUCCAAUGGCAGAUCAGAGCGGUGAAUCUGGAAGUUAUGAGGUGAAAUACCAGCGAGUUUAUGGGGCGGGAGGCGGCGAUCAGGGCAUGGAGGUGAAAAGGCUUCUUACCCCAGCCCAGCAGGGACACACUGUGUUAGCUGGACUGGAGAAGUGGAGCUGGUACAACAUCACCAUGGCACCCGCCACUGCAAAGGGGACCAGACCCACGAGCCCAGCGGUGCUUUGCAGAACGGACGAGGACGUUCCCAGCGCCGCCCCUCGUCAGGUGGACGUCCAGCCGCUCAAUUCCUCAGCACUUCGGGUCACGUGGCGCGCUGUGUUGCCACGGUUACGCCAAGGACAGAUCCGUGGAUACCAGGUGCACUUCAGCCGAGCACAGGGUGGUGAAUCACGCACCCUACCCCGAAUCAAAGACCUUUUAUUGGAUGAGAUUCAGAUGGAGGAGGAUGAUUCCACUCAGUAUGAGCUGAUUUUGGAAGGGUUGAAAGCAGAGACUUUGUACUCUGUCUCAGUGGCGGCUUACACCACCAAAGGGGAUGGAGCACACAGCAAAGCCAAGCUGGUGCAGACCAAAGGGAUCGUGCCCAGCCUGCCCUUCCUUUGGGUUCGUCCCGGAUCAGGUCCAUCCGUGGUGGUGAGGUGGUCUCCUCCACUCGACUGCUCUGAGACGGGCUCCGGGAACCAACGGGCCCUUGUGGAAAUUCAGGGUUACCGUCUGCAAUUUGGCCCGACGAACACUUCUUUAAACUCCACGGUGGAUUUUGCACCUCGUGAGAGAAACUUCACCGUCAGAAACCUCUCCCCGGGCUCUUCCUACAUCUUUGCCCUCUCUGCAAAAAGCCAAGCCGGCUACGGGGAUGCAGCGCAGCAGGACAUUACCAUCCCCACGUUUCCACCCACGGGAUACCCCAAAAUAAUAGAUUUUAUUAACGCCACUUGCUGCUCGCUGCAGUUCUCCUGGCUGCCCCCCGCCCCGGACGAGAGCAGCAGUGCCGUUACAGAGUACACUGUAGCUUACAGGAAAGUCACAACUCCCAAACCUUCCGCUGAUCCCGGCCCGUCUGCCUCACCAGGCCCGUCUGCAUCCCCAGAUCCAACAGCUUUUCCUUGGCUGAUCACACUACCAGGAAGUGAGUCCAACUACACCAUCCUGGGUCUCAAUCACAGCUCCGCCUACGAGGUGCAGCUCAGAGCCCACAACAAGGCGGGGCCAGGCCCCUUCAGCCCUCCCCUGGUGUGCCUCACUUUGGCCUUUGAAACAGACGUGCCAAGGAAUUUUUCAGUGAAUCUGGCCACUAAGACCAGUGUUCUUCUCACCUGGGAGUUUCCGGAGAGCAGCAACUCCUAUCGCUUUACUGUGGAGUAUAACCGUGAAAGGAUGGAGGUGGAUGCUCGUCUGAAAAAGGCAGUGAUCACAAACCUUAGGCCUGACACCAGCUACGACUUUAAAAUCACGGCUCCCGAAGGCAACAUGGGAGGCCUGCGCCACCGCAUCACCGCCAAGACAUCCCCACCAAUUGCCAUCCGCCGCCCCGAGAUUGACCACACACGUGAAACUGAAACCACCGUCACCAUAAUCUUGCCAUCGCUGGAAACGCGAACUCCUGUCAAAAAUGUGUAUGUUGUUGUGGUUCCGCUGCGGAGAGGCCGUGGUGUCAUCAAACACCUCAAGAGUCCAGACGAAAUGGACCUGGAGGAGCUGUUAAAAGACAUCAGUCAAAGGCAGAGGGAUUCUCGGCAGCAGAAGCAGGUGGACCUGAGGCGGGCUUACAUCACCGCCCGUUUCACACCUGCCACGCUGCCGGCCUUCUUCACCCUGGGGGACCAGCUGGAGUACGGAGGCUUCGAGAACCGAGCUCUGGAGCCCGGGCAGGAGUACGUCUUCUUCAUCCUGGCCGAGCUGAACUCCACCACAGGGAAGAUGUACGUGGCAAGCCCGUACACAGACCCAGUGAUCGCCCCGGAUUCAGAUCCACAGCCCUUUGAUGCCGGCGACGGUCUGAUCUGGGUGGUGGGACCUGUCCUCGCUGUCGUCUUCAUCAUCUGCAUUGUUAUUGCUAUCCUCCUUUACAAAAACAGCAAACCUGACAGCAAGCGGAAAGACUCUGAACCUGGAACCAAGAGUCUUUUGAACAAUGCAGAGAUGAUGGCUCAUCACCCGACAGACCCCGUAGAGAUGAGACGCAUCAAUUUCCAGACUCCUGGGAUGAUGAGCCACCCUCCCAUCCCCAUCAGUGAGCUGGCUGAACACAUAGAGCUGCUGAAAGCCAACGACAACCUGAGGCUCUCACAAGAGUACGAGUCUAUCGACCCCGGCCAACAGUUUACCUGGGAGCACUCCAACCUGGAGGUUAACAAGACCAAAAACCGCUACGCCAACGUCAUCGCCUACGACCACACCAGAGUCAUCCUGGCUCCCGUAGAAGGCAUGCUCGGGAGCGACUACAUCAAUGCCAACUACAUUGAUGGCUACAGGAAACAGAAUGCAUACAUCGCUACCCAGGGGCCACUGGCAGAGUCUUUCGGGGAUUUCUGGAGGAUGGUGUGGGAACAGCGGACCGCCUCUGUCGUUAUGAUGACACGCCUGGAGGAGAAGUCACGGAUAAAGUGUGAUCAGUACUGGCCGAGUCGUGGCACAGACACAUACGGGACGAUCCAGCUGACCCUGCUGGACACCAUGGAGCUCGCCACUUUCUGCGUUCGGACCUUUUCCCUGCAUAAGAGUGGAAGCAGUGAGAGAAGAGAGGUCCGUCAGUUCCAGUUCACAGCCUGGCCCGAUCACGGCGUCCCAGAGUAUCCCACCCCAUUCCUCAACUUCCUCCGCCGGGUCAAAGCCUGCAACCCGCCUGAUGCUGGACCCAUCAUUGCUCACUGCAGCGCUGGUGUUGGUCGCACCGGCUGCUUCAUCGUUAUCGAUGCCAUGCUGGAGCGCAUCCGACACGAGCGCACUGUGGACAUCUACGGUCACGUGACGCUGAUGCGCUCGCAGAGGAACUACAUGGUGCAGACGGAGGACCAGUACAGCUUCAUCCACGAGGCCCUGCUGGAGGCCGUGGCCUGCGGGAACACGGAGGUGGCAGCCCGGAGUCUGUACUCCUACAUGCAGAAGCUGUCCAAGGUGGAGCCCGGGGAGCACGUCACCGGCAUGGAACUGGAGUUCAAGCGCCUGGCUAACACCAAAGCCCACACAUCGCGGUUCGUCACAGCCAACCUCCCUUGCAACAAAUUCAAGAACAGGCUGGUGAACAUCAUGCCCUAUGAAACCACUCGUGUUUGCCUCCAGCCUAUCAGAGGCCUGGAAGGCUCCGACUAUGUCAACGCCAGUUACAUAGAUGGAUACAGGCAGCAAAGAGGUUACAUAGCAACCCAGGGUCCGCUAGCAGAGACCACAGAAGACUUCUGGAGGAUGCUGUGGGAACACAACUCCACCAUCGUGGUCAUGCUGACUAAGCUGAGGGAAAUGGGACGGGAGAAAUGUCACCAGUACUGGCCCGCCGAGCGCUCCGCCAGGUAUCAGUACUUCGUGGUCGACCCAAUGGCCGAGUACAACAUGCCUCAGUACAUCCUCAGAGAGUUCAAAGUCACAGACGCCAGGGAUGGCCAGUCACGAACAGUACGUCAGUUCCAGUUCACUGAUUGGCCGGAGCAGGGCGUGCCCAAGUCUGGGGAGGGCUUCAUCGAUUUCAUUGGUCAGGUGCACAAGACCAAGGAGCAGUUUGGCCAAGAUGGACCAAUCACAGUCCACUGCAGUGCUGGCGUGGGGCGGACCGGUGUCUUCAUCACUCUGAGUAUUGUCCUGGAGAGGAUGCGCUACGAGGGAGCGGUGGACAUCUUCCAAACUGUCAAAAUGCUGCGGACACAGAGGCCGGCCAUGGUGCAGACUGAGGACGAGUACCAGUUCUGCUACCAGGCUGCUCUGGAAUACCUGGGUAGCUUUGACCACUAUGCAACGUAAGGCAACACAACCAUCCAUCCAUCUUUCUGCUUCAAGUUCCACAAAACAAUCCAACAAGUGAAAAAGAGAGACGAGCAGUCUGGCACAACCCCGAUGUUGAUCCUUUUCCCGAGAAAAGCAAGAUUUAAAGACCAAUUCUGCACCAACAAGUGACAAAAACGGCAACAAGAAAUCUCUUAACAGCACCCACGCUCAUCAGCGGUUUCCCUGGUGGGUGUGGAGACUGUUUGUGUGUAAUCCAUAUACUUACCUCAGUGUUCCAGUGUGAAGGGCGUAUAAUAAGUGUGUGUUGUGGUCAGCUAUCUCCAAUAUGAACCAGUGAAAUACAAAUGGCUUGUGAACAGGAGUUAUGGUACUCUAUGUGUAUAAAAUAUAAAAAGAUUUAAGAAAAAAAAAACACAAAGAGCCUGGAUAUUUGCUGCACCCUAAAUGGGCUUUUUAUUCUCAACUUUGUAUCUGUUGGUUUGAUGUUCUAAGUGAACAUUUCUACGUGUCUGUGAGUCUAUUUCAAAGGCGUCUACUGCCACCACAGGUAGUUGUGACUGCAGUCUGAAGAUAAUGACUAGGUGAUGCAUCAGCACAAGCCUACAGUAAAGGACUCGCCACCCUGAGGACUGUAGACGCAUGUGGAUGCUCUUUAAACCGAUGCACAGUGCCAAGAGAAACCAUGCAGCGUGAACAUGAACUGUGGCCUACAAGGACAAACGGCUCCUUUUGUUAUAAAGUCAUACCGCUCUGAAAAACUGGUCGGCCAUCAGCUCCUACCCCGCAGUCAUGUUCUCACUGAGUAACAGCUUGCCUCACAACAGCAAUUAGAGCCAUCCAUAUCCCAAACUAAGCGGAGAUUUCUAGUCUCGUACAUUCUUCAUUCAACAAAGCUUGCUUGCUCUUUGCUAUUGUCCUUGUUCACCCCCGACCUUGGCUCCUGAUGAUGUCAGCCCCAUCGUGCCAGGUGAGCAGUGGCUUUUUGGAUGAGAUGCUAAUGAAAGGCCUGAACCACAGCUAGUUUACUUUUCUCUCAGUUCUAAGCCCAUGUCUAUAGAUCUUGUGGUUUUUAUUGUUUUUGUUUUGUUUUUUUGGGGGGUUUUGUUUUGUUUUUGCCUUACGUAGAUGCCUGUCUUGUCUUUUAACAUGCUGCAUAGUGCUCUUUAUUUUAUUGUACAUCAUCUUUAGUUGAGGAUGACAGUUGUCUCAAGACACAUCUUUACUUGAAUUGAACCACUUUGCAGUCAAUUAUGGGUACUGGCAACAAAAGAUAAUGAAAGAAAUCCUGAAAAUAUUCAGAAGUAGCGAUGAAUUACUUCAUUUCCGCUGACUUCUUCCCUUUUACUCCUCCAUGAAUACCCUUUGAAUUAUCUCUGUUUGUUAAAUCUGUCUGUAAGGACAUUUUCAUCUGCACCAAAUGAUGUUUCCCUCUCGGUCUAUAUCCAGUACAGCUGCACAAGUCCCUGAUAUUGGUGUAUAUCUUUGCUUAAUUUGACAUUUGAUUGGUCCCGUGUGAUUAUUAAAGAGCACAGCGACGUCCCAGUGCAUCAGAAAUCUUGGGCGGAUUCACUAAAAUGUGUACAUACAGUCUAUCAUUGGAGUCCCAUACAGUACAGUAACAUAUGUCUGAGCACAAAAAUAUAAUGUAGGGAUUGGAUGUGAUGUAGUACUUAUUGUUGCAAAAAAUAAGAAAAAGAAAAAAGAAAAAAAAGCCUUAUUGUUAACAUUCACUUUGUCAUAUUUAUAUCAUAUGAUUUUUAAAGAUAUUUAUUAUUCUAUUUUGUUAUUUUUAAGUUUUAUUUUAUUUAUUUGGGGUUUCCAGCAAUUAUAACCAAUAAGAUAUUGUUACUUAUUUCUUUGGCGAGCCAAUGUUGAAGUAUGAAAUUCUCACUGUUUGUUUCUUUUUUUAAAUGGUCAGUUUUUGGUGCUUUUUUAUUUGCUUUGUUAUGAUAAAGUAUGCCCUCUGUGUAGGGUGCUAUUUGAUACUGAUUACUGAUGUCCGACUAGUUAGCUCGAGAUGUACAUUAGAGGCAGAACUAGUUUAAGUUUACAGUGUUUCCCUUUUGAUACCCUCCUCCUCCGCUCAGCCCUGCAUAGCAACAGCAGCGAUGGAUCAUAGCAGCACAGGCUUGUUCCAGCCCGCAGCGAUAAGCUCAAGGGCAGCAGACAGGUUAGAUAUGUAGAGCAGAUCUAUCAGUGAACGUCUCCUGACAAGAUGUUGGUGUUUAGUUUGCUCAAAAGCACAUGGUAGCAAGUGUAUUUUUGACAGAAAAUGGGUAAGACUUGCCUAGCUAAACACACUUUACAUACCCUCAAAGGUUAUUGUUUAAAAUUAUUCUCAUAUGAACUCUGUGUGGUCCAGAAGUCUUGACGAUGUUUGACAUAUAUGAGAUAUGUUAUUCCUUCGAUUUCUAAUGAUUAUUGUGUCAAGAGAAAUAUAAAAGGCACACAUGUAACAUAAUAUGAAAUGUGUUGAGGGCCAGCUCUGAUGAUGCCAUCCCCCUCACCUAUGUACUUGUUCUUUCCUUUGAAACCAUAGAUGUAGAUAUUGUAUCUUGACUUUGUAUUAAAAGCAGAAUGAUUGGAUAUACGGCACACACCGAGCUGCUUGAUUCUUGCUGGUUUCCUGUUGUGUUAUUCAUUUCAUGUCCACUAGAUGGGGCUAAAAUCACUUGGACACAGCUCGUUGCAGUCUGGCAAUGCACCUGAAAAAAUGACCUAGGUCAAUGUUGGAUUCAAGAUUUGAAU
Messenger RNA from Cololabis saira (Pacific saury), 9060 nucleotides. RefSeq names its product receptor-type tyrosine-protein phosphatase S-like. Bases 379 to 6327 code for a protein of 1982 amino acids. The transcript has 37 exons. The record is from RefSeq and is a predicted model, not a curated record. Gene Ontology annotation, biological process: protein dephosphorylation. Gene Ontology annotation, molecular function: protein binding; protein tyrosine phosphatase activity. NCBI's taxonomy places the organism in Eukaryota, Metazoa, Chordata, Actinopteri, Beloniformes, Belonidae.